CUGCCAAUCUGCUGCCAAAUUCCGCGCCGCCUGUUGCCCUAUUGAUCGUGCCGCGACGCGGUCCUCACCGAAAAUUACUCCUACGCGCGCUGCGCAGCCUACAAGGAUGCGUCACCUCGCGGUUUUGCUCACUGGAGCCUGUGCUCUGCAGAUGCCGGCACUCCAAGUCCCAUGGAAGCGCGCCGCGCGGUCGCGCCAAGUCGAGAAGUCCAGUACGGCCGUCGCCGGCGACACCGUCCUGAAGCACGGUUUAGAGGUAGCGAUGCUAAAAACAGUCCUGACUGGCUCGGCGGUCGACGAGAACGGCAACAGGAUCUCACGGACCAAGCAAGCCAAGCAGCUGUUCAAGCGGUACGGCGCCGCGUACCUCACGACGUCGAUCACGCUCUCGCUCAUCUCGUACGCCCUCUGCUGGAGCGCGGUCGCGAACGGCCUCGACAUCGUCUCGCUAUUGCGCCGGCUCGGCCUGAGUGCGGUCGUGAGCCCGACGGCCGGCGUGGGGACCAUCGCGUACGUCGCGCACAAGGCCGCGUCGCCGAUCCGAUUCCCGCCGACCGUCGCGCUGACGCCGGUCGUGUCCCGCAAACUCUUCGGGCGCGCGCUCUGAGCCUGCCUCCUCCCUUUGCCUGUUUUAAGUUUCUAUAUACC
Molecule: messenger RNA, 648 nt
Organism: Pelagomonas calceolata
Lineage: Eukaryota; Pelagophyceae; Pelagomonadales; Pelagomonadaceae
Source: the annotation of a GenBank genome assembly